AACAUGGGAGAGCGACGCUCCUCCUUGUUCCUCUUUCCAUCUCUCCUCCUUUCCCUUCUUGGUCAGGAACUACGCAGCGGAGCUGCAAUGGCGACCGAAUUGGCGAGGCGUUCUCCACCUCUUCACGGCAUCAAUGCCGGAUUGGCUCUCGCAUUGGUGCUGUUGUCAUUCUGGAUUGGGCCGGCCACGGCGGAGAUCCGGGAAAUGGAGAUACGGUCGGACGGUCGGUCCAUCGUCCCCCUCGAUGAGUUUGGCUUCACCCGGUGGGGUGGCUUAGAACUCAACGUCACCGGAAUAUCCUUCUCCUCCGAUUCCUCGACGGGCGAUCUGAACCUCUCGCAGCUGGGAUUUUUUUUGUCGACUCGCGACGCCUGGCUCCUUGCCCUGCGCCAGAUGCAGGAUCACAACAUCACCUGCGCCCUCAAGUCCAAGCUCGUUCGCGCGGUCUACUCUUUCGACCGCCUCGUCCCGCCGGUCAACCCCUCCGGCGUCCCCGUCGCCCGGGCUACCGCCUUCCGCCACGCCGUCAACCUCACCGACAGCCCCGGGCAGUUCUCUCUCGUCUUCGCCAACUGCCUCUCCCCGCUCCGAGUCUCCAUGAGCGUCCGCUCCGCCAUGUUCAACCGCCCGGACCCUCACGACCCCUCUACCCGCGCCUACCUAUCCGUGGGAAUAGCCGUGCUCCCUCAGAUUUACUCUUUCCUCUUCUUUGCGUAUGCAGCACUCGCCGUGUUCUGGGCCGCCGUUCUCCGCCGGAGGCGCCACUCCGUCUUUCGCAUCCACUACUUUAUGCUGGCUGUUGUCGUCCUCAAGGCCUUCAACCUCCUCUGCGAGGCCGAGGACAAGUCGUACACCGAGCGCACAGGUUCUGCUCACGGUUGGGAUGUCGUUUUCUACAUCUUCAAUUUUCUCAAGGGCAUAUCCCUCUUCACCCUCAUCGUCCUCAUCGGCACUGGCUGGUCCUUCCUCAAGCCCUACCUCCAGGACCGCGAGAAGAAGGUGCUCAUGACCGUCAUCCCACUCCAGGUCGUCGCCAACAUCGCCCAAGUCGUCAUCGACGAGUCCGGACCCUACGCCAGCGACUGGAUCACAUGGAAGCAGCUCUCCUUCCUCAUCGACAUUGUCUGUUGCUGUGCCAUCCUCUUCCCGAUUGUCUGGUCCAUCAAUAACCUCCGGGAGGCCGCCAGUACCAACGGCAAGGCCGCCGUCAACCUCAUGAAGCUUACCCUCUUCCGCCAGUAUUACAUCCUCGUCAUCUUUUACAUCUAUUUUACCCGAGUGGUAGUCUACGCCGUCAUUACAAUCACCUCUUACCGAUACCUGUGGACAAGCGUGCUGGUAGGGGAAUUAGCUACCCUCGCCUUCUAUCUCUUUACUGGGUACAGUUUUAGGCCUGAGGCUCACAACCCUUAUUUCGCCAUUGAUGAAGAAGAGGAAGCUGCCGCCGAGGCACUCCAGCUGGAAGAGGAGGAAUUUGAAUUAUAGGGCUGCCCAGAAAAUAUACUUUCCGACAAAAUCACAUUGCUGCGACGAGUAUAAAUGUUGCAGCAAUUCACAUUGCUAAUCAAUGUAUGUUUUCGUAACUAUCACAUCCUUGCUGUCCGUGGAAACUUCGCCGCCAUUUUUGAUUCCGCCAUUUCCUCGAAGGUUGUCAGUUUCCAUGUUUAACUAUGUUGAGAGCCAUCAUGUAUCACCAUUGUUCUCUGUUUUAGAUUAUUGUUGACUUGAAAAUCAAGGGCUUAGCAAAAAUUCAAAUCGCCUAA
Zingiber officinale is the source of this 1763-nucleotide messenger RNA. Its product is annotated as protein CANDIDATE G-PROTEIN COUPLED RECEPTOR 7-like. Gene Ontology annotation, biological process: transport. The transcript has a single exon. Gene Ontology annotation, cellular component: membrane; Golgi apparatus. The coding region runs from base 4 to 1485 and encodes 493 amino acids. The record is from RefSeq and is a predicted model, not a curated record. Lineage: Eukaryota; Viridiplantae; Streptophyta; Magnoliopsida; Zingiberales; Zingiberaceae.